Molecule: messenger RNA, 3647 nt
Organism: Populus nigra (black poplar)
Lineage: Eukaryota; Viridiplantae; Streptophyta; Magnoliopsida; Malpighiales; Salicaceae
Product: putative disease resistance protein At3g14460
Exons: 5
Coding region: 1-2928 (975 amino acids)
Molecular function (GO): protein binding
Source: RefSeq, a predicted model, not a curated record
AUGUGGAAUUUGCCAGAAACUGAAAGUGGCAUUCUUUCAGCUUUGAGAUUAAGCUAUAGUCAUCUUUCUUCCCAUUUGAAGCAGUGUUUUGCUUACUGCGCAAUCUUUCCUAAAGAUUAUGAGUUCGAGGAGGGUGAGCUAGUUUCCCUGUGGAUGUCAGAGGGUUUUCUGAAGAAAAAAAUGAAAAAGAAGCACAUGGAAGACUUAGGCCAUGAAUAUUUUCGUGAUUUAUCAUCAAGGUCGUUUUUUCAACGAUCUAGUAGCAACAUAUCACGAUUUAUAAUGCAUGAUCUUAUAAGUGAUCUUGCUCGGUUUGUAAGUGGAGAAAUAUGCUUUUACUUGGAUGACACGAAGAAGGAACCAUGCUCAGUAGAAUCAUAUGCUGCAGUUCGCCACUCUUCAUUCACUUCUCAUAGAUAUGAAAUUUCUCAAAGAUUUGAUGUCUUCUAUGAAAUGAAGAACUUGCGAACAUUCUUAGCAUUGCCAACUUAUUUAUCACAGUCAAGGCCUUAUCACUUAUCUAGCAAGGUGUUGGAUGAUUUAGUGCCAAAAUUAAAAUGUUUAAGGGCAUUGUCACUAGCUGGUUAUUCUAUUGAGGAAUUGCCAAAUUCUACUGGUACCUUAAAGCGUUUACGUUACCUUAACUUGUCCUAUACUUGGAUUAAAAGAUUACCUGAAUCGUUGGGUGAACUCUUCAACUUGCAGACUUUGAGGUUACGUGGGUGCCGGAAGCUUGUUGAGUUGCCCACAUGUGUUGUCAAUUUAAUUAAUUUGCAGUGCCUUGAUAUUAGAGAUACAGAUGGGUUGCAGGAGAUGCCUCCGCAGAUAAGCAAAUUGAUAAAUCUUCGCAUGUUGCCUAAGUUUAUCGUGGGAGAAGGAAAAGGGCUUGGGAUAACGGAGUUGAUGAAGCUUUCGCAUUUACAAGGGCAGCUUAAAAUAGAGGGGUUGCUUAAGGUGAAUAUUCGAGAUGCAGAACUUGCAAAACUGAAAGAGAAGACAGGUCUAUGUGACUUAGCCUUGCAUUGGAUUAGUAAUUUUGAUGAUUCACUACGAAAUGAAAGGAAUGAACUGCAUGUCCUUGACUCAUUAAAGCCUCACCGAAGUCUAGAAAAGCUUUCAGUUACAUCAUAUGGCGGUACCGAGUUUCCAUCAUGGAUAGGGGAUAGCUGUUAUUCUAAAAUGGUGCACCUAAAGCUUCUUACAUGUCGUAAGAUCACAUCACUUUCAUCGGUUGGAAAACUCCCUGCUCUAAGGCAUUUGAGCAUAGAAGGAAUGGAUGGGGUGAAAGAAGUGUAUGCUGAGGAUUUCCAAUCUCUUGAGACUUUGUACAUCGGAGAUAUGUUGGGGUGGGAGCAAUGGUUUUGGUCUGACGGUAUCAAUGAAAGUACUUGGGGAAAAUUUCCUAAACUCAGUGAACUUACCUUGAUAAAUUGUCCGAGGUUGAUUGGAGAUUUGCCAAGUUGCCUUCCUUCCCUCAAAAAGCUUCACGUUGAAAAAUGUCAAGGGGUGGUUCUUGCUCUCAGAGCGGCGCCUGAUCUAACAUCCCUCUCAAGCUUACAAUUAAUUCAAAUUUCCGGCCUUGUAAGUUUACAUGAAGAGCUCGUGCAGGCCUUGGUGGCGCUUGAAGAUCUUGAUCUUGUAUGUUGUAAUGAAUUGACGUACUUGUGGCAAGAUGGGGUUGAUUUAGACAAACUUUCUAGUUUAAAACAUUUACAGAUCGUUGAAUGUGAGCAGCUCGUGUCGCUGGUAGAGGGUGAGGAAGGGGUUUUGCCUUGCAAUCUUGAGGUUUUGACAGUGGAAGACUGUUGUAACUUGGGGAAGCUGGCAAAUGGGCUGAACAGCCUCACAUCGCUCAGAGACUUGACAAUACUUAGAUGCAGAAAACUAGUGUGCUUUUCUGAAGGAGCAGGUUUGCCCCUCUCUCUCAAACGUCUUGUGAUUUCAAAUUGUGAUUCUCUGAGAUCGUUGCCCGAUGGAAUGAUGACAAUGGUGAACUACAGCGAUUGUAACCAGUGCCUUCUUGAAGUGUUGUUAGUUGCUGCUUGUCCAUCCCUAAAAUCUCUUCCUAAGGGGAAGUUGCCAAAAACACUCAGGUUCUUGAACAUUUCUUGGGAUAACCAAGAGUCUCUUCCAGAGGGGAUUUUGCAACGUGAUGCAAGGGAGACUUCUCGCUCUAAUCUUGAGCAUUUAACACUACACAGUUUAUCUGCCCCAUCCUUUCCAACUGGCGAGUUUCCUAUUUCUCUAAAGGAACUUAAUAUUGUCAAUUGCAGAAUACCGUCAUUACCAUCCCUGCAUUUCCUCUUCCAUCUCACUGAGUUGAGGAUAAUGAGGUGCAAUGAGUUGAAGUCGUUCCCCAAAGGGGGCUUGCCCCUCCCAAAUCUCAUCUCUCUUUUCAUAUACCUUUGUGAAAAGUUGAGGUCCCUACCCACUCACAUGGAUAGCCUCAAGUCUCUUCAAGAUUUAAGCAUAUCUAAUUGUCACCGUCUGGAUUCCUUACCGGAAAGGGGUUUGCCACCUAACCUGACUUCACUCCAAAUUAUAAAUUGCAAAAUUUCACUGCCAAUCUCAGAGUGGGGACUCCGCAUGCUCACUUCUCUUAAACGAUUCUUAGUCAGAUCUACAAUAGAUGUAGAUCGCUUUCCGGAUGAUGAAGGUCUGCUACUUCCCCCUUCGUUAACUUUUCUUGAGAUCUCUAAUCAGGAGAAUCUUAAAUCGAUAUCCAGAGGCCUCCAACACCUCACCUCCCUUGAAGUAUUAAACAUUUUUGAGUGCCCUAUACCCUGGUUCUUCCCCAGGGAGGGCUUCCCUCUCUCACUUGGACGUAUAGGUAUCCGUAGCAGCCCUCUUCUGGAGGAACAAUGCUUGAAAGAAAAAGGAGAUUAUUGGUCCAUCAUUGCCCACAUCCCCGAAGUUUAUAUCUCGUAAGAUGCCGUUGAUUCUUCAGUUUUUUGUUGUGCAGGAUUUGAACGAGAAAAAAAAACAGAGAAUCAGGCAAUUAAUGGAUUAACUUGAGGAAAUAAGUUUGGCUGGUCUGUUGUCCAGGCUGGAACCUCUGCAAGUUGCAACUCCAACAUAAUUUUUUGUGAUCAUGAGCAAGUAUCAAGUCUCCAUCACUUAAUAUUAGGGAUCCGAGAUUUUAUGGUGGCUUAGGUUCCGACAGACAGUCUUCAAUCAAACGAAGAGGCUUGCCUGUUUCAUCAUCUUUAACAUACAAGUUUAGGAGACUUAUAGGCAUUCUAUUAUUCUUGGAUGCAAUUCGGUGUCUGAUGUUCAUUUAUGCGGGCAAACUUUACUUUACAAGCCUGUGCAGAGGCCAAAUGAAAGGCUGCAUCUCAAAUCAGUGGUGGCAAAAAGUAAAGCGAACUAAACUAGAAAUUUUGUAAUGCAGAUGCAAAAUGUGUGGAGGCAAAUUUCAUCAUGUUAUUCACAGCAAUGAGUUGUACCGCAUGAACGGUUCUCAUCGUUGAGAGGACUCCUUCUCUGGGUCUUUUCAGCACACGUCUACACAGCGUAGCUUUACCUCUUUCUUAUUGUUUGAAACCCAUUGUUGAAGAGGGUGAGGAAUUUGUUCCUGUGAGAAUCAAAUGCUGUUAAACCUUUGUUAUAGUGGAUUUUUUGAUUCGUUCAUGUGGAUGUGUUUGCUC